Messenger RNA from Thyridium curvatum, 4710 nucleotides. RefSeq lists its product as uncharacterized. NCBI's taxonomy places the organism in Eukaryota, Fungi, Ascomycota, Sordariomycetes, Thyridiales, Thyridiaceae. Gene Ontology annotation, biological process: intra-Golgi vesicle-mediated transport; early endosome to Golgi transport. The transcript has 3 exons. The record is from RefSeq and is a predicted model, not a curated record. The coding region runs from base 1 to 4710 and encodes 1569 amino acids. Gene Ontology annotation, cellular component: TRAPPII protein complex.
AUGGAACAGCCCUUUUCGACCUCAAAAGUCACGGUCGAGUACUCCGAUCCUCACGAUGUCUACCGACUGCUCGCCCCGGGCCUCAUUCCUCGACUGCCCUUGAGGCACCUCCAUUGGCAAUCACAUGCUGGACCUCUACGAUCGAUCGAUACUCUUCAUGUCGAGCUCACUGCCGCACAGAGCGAUCCUUUUUCCGUCACCUCCCCUGCAGUCACCCCCGGCGCGCAGCCUCGCUCUGGAAGUGUCUCCGGCAGCGCAUCCGGCCGCGACGAUGGCUUCCAGACCGCGUCCAUAGGGGGUCGCGCUGCCUCUACUGAGACGGUCGGUUCGAAUCCUGCCCUUGCCACCAAGGCUGCUGUUGGUAAAGAGCAACGGCACCAGAUCCCAGGGUUGAGGAGGACUCCGUAUCUCAAGGUGCUGCUGGUACGAUGCGACGACAAUGACUCUUACAAAUCCCAAGUCCGCGGCGAGAUACGAGAGUGGAUCAAGAGCAAUACAUCAUCAGUCUCUGCCCUGAAGAAGUCAGGCGCUGCAGCAAACCAUGAUUCUUUCGAGCUGAUGAUCAUACACGUUGUGAUCCCGAACACAGUGGCGGCCACUCAACCCCGAAUUAGUGGAAAGGCUCCGGAUGGUUCGUCAAACCCAGAUCUGACCAAAACGUCGUCACGAUGGGGCAAGAGCUCCUCGACGCUCCUCGAGAAGCUUCGUGCCGAUUUCAACAGCAGCGGCAAGGUCUCCGUCGAUCGAGUUGCCCAGAUUCGUAUUGGCGUCAAUGAUGUGCCGUACGAUAUGUUGCCGCGCGUAGUCCCCGCAGUACCGACUGGUUAUUCUGAGAACGAGAAGGAUGCUGAAAAUGCCUGGACUGAGCUGAUCGACAAGAUGAAGGACCUAAUCCUCUCGAGUUUCGACAAGCGUGUCGGGCAAUACGAGGAGGAUAUCCGAGAGAAGGACACCCAGCGCAGUCUCCCCGGCUGGAAUUUCUGCACUUUUUUCAUCCUCAAAGAAGGCCUCGCUCGAGGGUUCGAGAGCGUGGGCCUGGUCGAAGAUGCCUUGGUCGGAUACGACGAGCUCAGUGUUGGUCUAGAUACCAUCGUCCAAGAACAAACAGUCGCGGGCUCGGCCACAACCCAUGGGGGCUCGCUCCUGAACUACACUGAUGAUUUGAAGAAGAUGGCGCAGAAAGCUGUGGCCUCCAUUGUGCAUGGCAACAUCGAAUACGAAGGCGACGAGGAGACCGUCGAUUUACAGUCCAAAGACAAGAUGUCUACCGACUAUGUGGAGGACAUCCCCAUCAGCUCGACCAAAAAGCAGUACCGUGAGAUGAUCCUGGCAAACAAUGUGUCGGUAUUCGAUUUUCGCUGUUACAUCUUCUCGCGCCAGAUCGCCCUCCUCCUGCGCCUAGGCAACGCUUGGUCAUCUCGGGAAGAGCUACUCGCCAAGCUUAAGGAGCAACAAGAGUCUGUCCUUUGCGGCGUCGCCUCCAACGUCCCCCUUCCGAAGGCGACCGACGAAACAGAAAAUCUCUCCAUGCUGGCAGAGAUCUGCAGGAGAACGCUUGAGUUCAUUCCUGCCCUUUCUCAAUUGAUGCGCCAGGACAUCCUCGCCGCCAUCGCUGAUAAGGACUUCCACACAGCGGAACUUGGUCCCGAUGUGCCGACUGAAGCUGCGCUCGCAGAGGUCGUCGACAACAUCGUAACCUCGUAUGCGUUCUCUAUUGCGCAACAAGUUCUUGCUCAGACAUCCACAAAGGCUUUGCCCAUCCCACCAUCGACGCUUGCAUCGCCCAAGGACGCCCACGAACCUAAAGCCUCCAUACCGGAACCCAAGACCAUGAUGCAUCCCGCUAGAAGCUCGUCCCUAAACGUUAGGCCCGGUAGUAGACCUCCUCCUAGCCCCGGUGUAUUCCCCGGAGGCACAGGCCGUCGAAACUCCGUGCCAGGCCCCGAAAAGACGUCCUCGCAUUUCCUUAAGGCCGGACUGGAGGACCUCGCCGCUAGGAGGGCGGAGCUCUACGCGCUGUCCCGCAACAUUCUCGAGGAAUGCGGCAAGAAGCGAGGCUGGAGUGACGGCUGGGUAUCUGUGCCCAUUGUCGGCGAGACUGGUGUAGAAGAAAUGGACGAAAUCAACCUUGACGACGAGGUGGCUGCCGCCUCUGAGCUCAAAGAGACGAUGCCUAUGACUAGAGAUGCAUUUCACACCGUUGCUGGGUUUGAUAACCGCCUGCUUCGCACAGCUCUUGACAACAAGGAGGAUUUCUACAGACUUUACGAAACACUCACGGACAAGGCACUGCGGCACUACAACGUUGCCGGCCAUAUUCAUUCCGUUAAUGCAAACAUGGCUGAUCUCGCCGUGCUCAAAUAUCACCUGGGUGAUUAUUCGGGGGCAAGGGAGUGCUUCUACCAGAGCACGCCCUUUUUUGGAGAGAGUGGAUGGACUCUCCUGGAAUUGUCCAUGUUAGUCAUGUAUUCCAAAUGCCUGCAGCGCCUGCAACGCAAGCCUGACUUUGUCAGGGCUGCACUGAAGCUUCUGACCAAGGCUGCCAUGGCCGAACGGGAGCGCAUCAACGACAAAACAGCGCUGAGGAUCGGCCGUACCGUAAGGCCGACCUAUCCAGACAAAGAUGCCAUUCGGGGAGUUUUGGACGAGCUUAUCGAGGCAUCGAAGGAGCUGCCAGAGGAUGAAUAUAUUCCUCUGACCACCCUUUUCACCAACAUUGACAUCGAAGGUGCUCCUGUCUAUCAGGAUAGGCAAGACAGCUUCUCGAUCACGCUCCAGCUGCACAGCCUACUUGUGGACGAGCUCGGUGUCGACCACGCAAAAGUGCGCCUCGUUGGCCACGCGGGCAAUGCGACCCGUGAGGUCUGGGUGGAGAGCACGAGCCCUUUGAAGUUGUCACCAGGCAAGAACAAGAUACAGCUACAUAGCAAUGUGAUUGUGCCUGGCAUUUAUGAGGUUGCUCAGGUGCGCUUGUCCAGCGGCAAGCUCUGUCUUGUCCACGACCGGGAUACAACGCAGACAGCGACGCUCAGCCCAAGCCAUGUCUUGCGACAUCCACGCAUUACUCUGUACCAACGAUCUGGCGCUUUCGACGUUCGCAUGUCUUCCGCGAGACACAUGCAACUGGACAAGAACAACUGCUUGGACUUGGAACUCCUGAGUGGCUGGAACGAGGUUACCAACUGUGAACUGCGCGUCAAGCCAGCUACUGGCGGGCUGCGUCUAUUGACAAGCGAGACGAAGGUAGUCGAAAACGGGGAAGGAAAGCCUCUCAAACCCACCGAGGGAAGUCUAUUCAACUUCAAGUCCCUCCCGGCCGGAACAUCUGUGAAGAUACAGUUCCCCUUCACCACUGACCAGGAUGUUGUCAGUGUGUCUGUGAGAGUCGAUGUUACAUACUCGACCGAGCAUGGAAGCUUCACAUUCUCCAAGACACCGUCAGUGAACGUGGGACUCGCACUGGGGGUCAACGUCCAGGACGUGUUCAAACACGCCGCGCUUUUCGAGCGCUUCACGGUGUCCACAGCCACUGCGAGCCCUUUGAGGCUUUACCGGAGUGAGCUUCUGGACUCAGACAUAUUCGAAUCACACUUUGGAACCGCACCUGAUAGACCAAUAACGAUCUUUCCGAAACAGCCUGCCGGUCUACUCUACAAAGUUACGCGGAGACACGACCAGAUCAAGUCAAAGGCGAAGAAGACUAUGUAUCUCAAGCUUUAUUACAGUGUGGUUCAGGAGGAGCUCUCGUCACUUGUCGAGAAAUCUCUUUCCGAGGAACUGAGCAGCGACACCCCCCUAUCGGAUCUAUCGCGGCUUCUAACCAGUACUGUAGUCCAACACAUUCAGAAAGGCUGGUCUGGAGAUGACCUUGAGCGUGUCACACUUCUCGGUGAAUUCUCCACCGCUUUCCUGGCGAACGUUCAUUGGGAACGAUAUUUUACAGGCCUGGGAUGCUCUCCACUGGACGGUUCGGAUCUGUCACAGGCAGCGGCAGACUUCAUCAGAGAAUGGCAGAGGAAGCACCCGAAACUUCCUCUCUUGGAAACAGACCCAGACGAGAGUGAGCUUCAGACUAUUCUGAUACCUGUUGACAUCCCGUCGUUGACCAUAGUCCACACUGCCGACAUACGGCUGCAAGAAGGCGUUCCAUCUCUGCUCGAUGGCACCAACACGGACCUACUAGAACCAGAAACCGUGUGCGUGAACCAGCUCAUUCCUGCUACUCUCCACCUCAAAUGGACACGCAUCUGGGAUACUGGGUCGUCUGAGACGGGCGUUGUUCUGCCCCCCAACUCGACGGACCUCGAGUUCAGCUACGAGGUAUCUGCCCCUGCUGAUACGUGGCUGCUGAGCGGGAGGCGGAAGGGACACUUCGUCAUCCCCGCACCACAGAAUGCAGAAGGCGGCGAGGGCAUGAGCUCGACGCCCGACACCGAGGCAGACAUACCCUUGCUACUGAUCCCGCUCCGCGAGGGAUACUUGCCCUACCCGACGGUGGAUAUUCGCGAGGUACAUUCCACGGGCGGAGGUUUGGACGAGCAUACCUUUGCACACGCCUCUGAUACGGAUCAUCGCAACCUGGGUGAGACUGUCAGGGUGGUCGCCGACCGGGCGAGGGUGACGGUGAGCUUGGAUGCGAGCGGACCCGGCGGUGGGCCACUGGUGCUCGAGAGCGAAGGGAGAGGUUUGGAGGGGAGGAUUGUUGUCUGA